Lathyrus oleraceus (garden pea) is the source of this 1888-nucleotide messenger RNA. RefSeq lists its product as uncharacterized. Gene Ontology annotation, biological process: regulation of DNA-templated transcription. Gene Ontology annotation, molecular function: double-stranded DNA binding. The transcript has 2 exons. The coding region runs from base 78 to 1286 and encodes 402 amino acids. Lineage: Eukaryota; Viridiplantae; Streptophyta; Magnoliopsida; Fabales; Fabaceae. The record is from RefSeq and is a predicted model, not a curated record.
UUUCUCAAAUUAUUUUAAAGUUGGUUGACUUCAUUGUUGAGUUUAGUUUGAAGUAGAAGAAUAUCCAGUUAUUUUUUAUGAUGGUUACAAGUUCUGUUAAUGUAUUGCAAUCUUGCUUCUGCAUGUUUUUGACACACCACAAAUCAUUGAACUCUCCAAUCUUGAAAACCAAAACCCUAAAUCCAAUCCCAAAUUUCAAUUCUUCUCUCUCUUUGAAAUGCUACUCUUCAACAACUUCCCAACAAAACGAAUUCACAGUUUCAUAUCUCGUUACCAAUUUCGGCUUCUCAUUAGAAACCGCUACAAAGGCUUCCAAACUCGUUCAUUUCAAGGCUUCCCAAAACCCUGAUUCAGUAAUCGUCAUCUUCAGAAACUUCGGUUUCUCCGAUUCUCAGAUAAACGACAUCGUUAGUAAAGCGCCCAACAUUCUUACAUGUGACCCCCACAAAAGGAUUUUGCCAAAGUUUGAAUUUUUACUCUCAAAGGGUGCUUCAGAUUCUGAUAUAGUGGAGAUUGUGACCAGAAGCCCUAAAAUUCUAUAUUCAAGCCUUGAGAAUUGCAUAAUCCCCACUUUUGAAUUGGUAAGAAGGUUCUUUCCAUCUAAUGAGAAAGUUAUUAAAGUCUUACUCAAAUGUAGUUUUUUCUUUGGUCAUAAUCGUGUUAUUAAGAAUGUGAAGUUGUUGCUUGAUCAUGGAGUCACUGACUCAAAUAUAAGAUAUUUGUUACUUAAAACACCGGCUAUAUUUUCGUGUCAUGACUUAAAGAGUGCUCUGGAUAUGGUUAAGAAAAUGGGAUUUAAUGAUCCUUCCAAAGUUAAUUUUUGUAUAGCAUUGUUAGCCAAAAGGGCUAUGUCGAAAUCUCGGUGGGAUGCUAAAGUUAUUGUCUUUAAGAGAUGGGGUUGGUCUGAUGAAAUGGUUCUAGAAGCGUUUAGAAAGCGACCCUUGUGUAUGCUAACAUCCACAGAAAAAAUUAAUGAUAUCAUGAGAUUUUGGGUGAAUGAGUUGGGUUGGAACUCUUCGGUUCUUGUCAAAAGGGCGGAUAUGUUUUCGUAUAGUUUGGAGAAUAGGAUCAUUCCGAGGGCUUGUGUUGUUUCAUAUCUAAUCUCCAAAGGUUUGAUAGAAAACAAUCUUGAAUUGUCUACCCCUUUUGUUGUUAGUGAAAAGGCGUUUAUUGAAAAGUAUGUGCAAAGUUUUAAAGGGGAAAGACAUAAUUUGUUAAAGCUAUACCAGGAGAAAAUGGAUGGUAAGACAAUCAAGGAAAAUGGUGAAGCGUCUGGAAGCUAUUGAAUGGUUAACAUUUGUGGACUAUUUGAUGCAUUCUGAACGAUUGAAGCAUGGGUAACCUAGCUGCGUGUCCCGCUGUUGUUGCUGCCUUUGCUAGAAAUGUUCAUUAACCAUCCUUCAUCCUUGUACUUUUAGUAUGCACUGUGGCGGGUCUUUAGUUAAUAGUUAUAUAAAUCUCAUUUUUUUUGGGUUUUUUCUUGUGAUUUGAAAUGAUUUCAAGGGAUUUUGGGCAUUCAGCUUGGAAAUAAAGGAGAAUUGGCGAAGAUAUCAAAGACCAUUAGAGCUUUAUGGAAAGAGUCUUCAUAUUUCACUUAUUCCUUGCUGCUUGAAUGUUAAGCAAAGACAAAGCUAGAAUAUCUUAAAUGCUGAUUUUUGUAGAUUUAAAUGCUUAGCUGGGAAUGGCUGCUGCAGAUUUUUUUAUGGAAUCAUUUGUUGUAGUCUUUAUGUUCAGAUAAGGAUCAGUAGAUUACUUCCUGAUUCUGUUUUAGAGUUCCUUCACUUUGUUUGAUGAAGAAAAUAUGGACUGCUGCAGUAAUUUAUAUUAGACUUGUGAGGUGAAACAAACUCAUUUGAUAUAUGACAAAUAAGAUUUAAAAUGAUUUAAA